AACUCUUGUUUACAAAUAAGGAAGUGUACAUAAAUAUUACAAAACACUGUUGUUCAAAUUAUUGACUGAAACAUUUUACCUUAUAGUAAUAAAAUAUUUUGUAUGAAUGCUUUAUUUUAUUGUAUUAAUUUCUAUUUUGAAUGCCUUAUAAUUAUUUAAGAAAAGUCAAGGUGUUUCAAUGCUUUAAUUUAGUGAUAAGUGCCGUAUAAAACAACAUGGUGUGAGCCUGAAUGAUUUAAUUUUUUGUGAGCGAUUGGAAAUUAUUUGUUGUGAUAAUGAAGCGCCAAAACGUCCGCACACUAUCCCUCGUGGUCUGCACAUUUACAUAUUUGUUGAUCGGUGCCGCAGUUUUCGAUGCUUUGGAGUCCGAAACUGAAAGUAAACGAUGGGAAGUACUGUCUGACAUGAGAAACGGUUUAAUACGUAGAUAUAACAUAACACCAGAAGACUACCACAUGAUUGAGAUAGUUAUCAUCGAGAACAAGCCACACAAAGCCGGACCGCAGUGGAAGUUUGCCGGAGCUUUCUAUUUUGCAACCGUAGUACUGGCUAUGAUUGGUUACGGGCACUCUACACCUGUCACUUAUGGAGGGAAAGCGUUUUGUAUGGCUUAUGCAAUGGUGGGAAUACCUCUAGGCCUGGUGAUGUUCCAGAGUAUAGGUGAACGUCUGAACAAGUUCGCAUCGGUCGUGAUACGGCGAGCUAAGUGCUACCUCCGAUGUAACACUACGGAAGCAACUGAGAUGAAUCUUAUGUUCGCUACUGGAAUGCUCUCGUCCAUUAUUAUAACUACAGGUGCUGCUGUAUUUUCUCGCUACGAAGGCUGGAGCUACUUCGAUAGCUUCUACUAUUGUUUUGUUACUUUAACUACUAUCGGAUUCGGUGACUACGUCGCCUUACAGAAUGAUCAAGCCCUAACCAGCAAGCCUGGGUAUGUGGCUCUGAGCUUGGUGUUCAUACUGUUUGGCCUGGCCGUGGUCGCCGCCAGUAUCAACUUGCUAGUGCUACGAUUCAUGACUAUGCAAGCUGAAGACGCAGCCCGCGACGAGGAAGAUAAAGAUGGCUCCAGAACUCUCCUGCCAAUAGAUGAACAUCCUAUAAUGGGCCGACAGAGGUCUCACGACGAUCAAGCAUCGGUAUGUUCAUGUAACUGCCUGGGCAACAAGCAGUGUGAGGGCGGAGCCCUAUUGGCGGCUCCGCAGCGUCCGCAUCGCCUGCACCGCCGCGUGUCUCUCGCACUCACUCCCGAACUCAUUGAGAGAGCUUCCGUCUAAAUGUAAGUAAAUACUUACGAUGUUGAAAGAAGGUGAUAGAGAAAGGAAAGAUACAAUAAAUGGAAAGUAUAACUACAUUGUUCUUAACAAGAUAAUACUAAAAUUGUAUAGUCAAAUGAGUUUAACGAGAAGGCAAAAGGACAAAGGGCUGAGAUGUGCUAUGCUACGUUGCUGUGGAUGCGUAUGGCUUCCAUCAAUCAUAUUCAUUGGUACACAUAGCUUAGCACUGGUGGAAACUGACUCAGCUAAGCUAUGUUUUUAUAUGGAAAGAUGCGUGCUAAUGAUGUCGUCCCUACUGUCGAUACUUCGCAUACUCAUACUCAUGCUGCCCGUUCUUGGCACAGCUACAUAGCUUAGUAUCAGUGGAAACGAUAAUAUAACUUCACAGCUUAACUACUACAUCUUCGUAGCAUAGCUACAUAACGCAUCUCUGGUGGAAAAGCACCCGUAUUAGGAACAUAUAAUAUUUUAAGUCUGGGUUUACUAUCACAUUUGACUCAUAGUGACAACAUAACUGGUUAAAAUUGGUGGGUACAUUGUAAUUGUACAGCUCAGCCUCUUCUAAAGGGUUACCUUCGAGGAUUAAAGGGCGAAACUUUAUGCUAUGUUUUAAAAUAAAGAUUUGAGAGUCAUUGUUAACUGGGUGGGAACGAGUAGAUAAAAUAAUAAUUAGUACAUACUUAAGCACAAAACAUUGUUUUAAUAGUUAUAUCUAAGUGUCUAACAUAUUUGUUAUAUAAACGAAAACAUUCUAAAUUAAGACUGUAAGUCCAGAUACAAUACAUAUUGUAUUUUUAUUUAAAAAUGUUGUCACAGUAUUAGCUUGGCGCAAUAUUUUUUUUCUGUUGGAGAAAAUUAUUCAAUGACUUCUCCUGCUUUGGACGGGGAGAGAGGGAGUGUCAGACUCUUACUGACUAAAAAUCAGCCCGUUUCUUCUCCUGCUUAGAGCCGGAGCCCCGGUAAUCAAUUACGUUGUCCGCAGGUCGGAUUGUAUUUUAAUUAAACAAUGUUUUCACAGUAUUAGCAUAGCACAAUACCUGUGUUUAAAAAAAAAUGCUGACAGUGCAUACAUAGCAAUUGAUGUUAUUUACACAAUUAUGUAUUUGUAGAAUUUACAUAUACGUUAGUGCUGUGAAAAUAAAUUAUUAGCUGGAUGUCUGUCUGUAGAGUUAGAUAAUAAUAAUUUAGAUGCCAAAAAAUAAUUAUAUUUUGAAAAUGACAAAAUAAAUGUUAGUGUUCUGUAAUGAAUUGUUUUGUAAUUCUGUAGCUGUAUGUCGGCAAUAUUAUUAAUGAUAUGCGUGAAGCCAUAAAAACAAUAUUAUAUGCAUAAAGAUUUGCCAGCACAAAAUAAUAGAAUUUAACAAUGUUAUGUAUAGUAUACCUACUUACAUAGAAAUAGCACAACCACUUUUUGGUAGAAUUCGAACAGCCCUGUAGAACCAAUAUAUAUUUAUAUAAAAGUAAGUCAUUAUUAUUCAAUAAGGGAAUCUCCAUAAAUGCAAUGAUGUACUUCCUUUAGCGUUGUGGUAUUAGGUGUUGUCUGUUUUGUGUCAACAUUUAAGUAAUAAGUAAAAUAAAAGCACUAAAUAUUUAGCUCUAAGUAUUUUACACUGGUCAAAAUAUAUAUCUACAAUUAUUAUUAUUGUACUAUAAGGGCCAUAACUCACCGGGAUACUAUGACGACGUGGCCAGCGACGUCGCCGAAUAGUUCGUAUUGAGAUGUAUAACAUAACAUGCCCGACAGGGUCCUUAGGUAAUUGUUACCCACAUAUUAUAUAGGAACUAUGUCACAUUAGGGGCAGCAAUAAAAAAUAAUAAUUUUGAACUCACUUGAAGACCGAUUGGCGACGUAGCCAAAUAUACGAACUCAUGGCAUCCCAGCGAGUGAUGGCCCCAACGCCCCCACUUUUAUGUACCUUUAUUAAUUUUUCACAGUCCCAUAGCAAUUAAAAGACAUAGUGUAUAAGGUCACAGUGCCAAAAAUUUUAUAUGAAAUCUUUUGAUGUUAAAUGUAGUUUAAAUAUUUGUAUUAUAGUAUAAAAGCAAUAUUUCCAAACUAAAGUGAACUGAUACUAGAAAAUUUAUUUACAACUAUGUAUGUAGGUCGAACAAUGUAUUGCACAGAAUGUAUGUGGGCAGUAUUACGGUUUUUCGACAAUUUCUCAGUAGUAGCACGGAAUCUGGAAUAAAAUUGUGCCCAGUCAGUGCCCAGGCUACAGGCUCAACCCCUAUUACAUGGGACUUAUAACACAAAUGGGGAAAAGUAGGUGUAGGUACCUACAUUGUACAGUGGCAUUAAGUGCCGUAAUGUGCAAGUACACCUCUGCCUACUUCUUCAGCAAUAAAAGGCGUGACGAUGGGUCAAAUUUGAAAAAAAUCAGUUUCAAUUCGCUUUAGUUUGAGAAAAGUAUAAAAGCGACCUUAUGAAGAGGUAAUAAAUAAUAGUAUUAAUUAAACUAAGGUAAAUAUAGAGGACGCCUGUUUAUUUAUUGUUGUUAGAUGUUGUGUUAAAACUCUAUAAUAUUAAUUUCUAGUCAUUAUUUCCAAUACUUAGGUACCUACUCUUCAUUGUAUAGCCAUAUUAUGAUGGCUUUUUAUCCAUAAUAAAUUACGUUUACUUAAUAUAAAUACAAAAUGUUUAAUAUUAAUCUGUGAUAUAAUUUUGAUCUCACGAUAUUGUUUUAUUAUGAACACAGUAUAGUGUACCAGUCUACGCCUUUAACACUCGCCAUGUAACUAGUGUUAUUAUUGUAUACCUACUAUGGUGUUCGAUGUAAUGAAUAAAUUAAAGUUUUUGUAAUAAA
Messenger RNA from Spodoptera frugiperda (fall armyworm), 4078 nucleotides. It is a transcript of the gene Task7, whose product is annotated as potassium channel subfamily K member 9. Lineage: Eukaryota; Metazoa; Arthropoda; Insecta; Lepidoptera; Noctuidae. Gene Ontology annotation, biological process: potassium ion transmembrane transport; stabilization of membrane potential. Bases 276 to 1274 code for a protein of 332 amino acids. The transcript is spliced from 8 exons. Gene Ontology annotation, molecular function: potassium ion leak channel activity. The record is from RefSeq and is a predicted model, not a curated record. Gene Ontology annotation, cellular component: membrane.